GCAGCUAAGUACCCGCCAAUAAAGUGGUUUAUUGAGAGCAGGCUCCUACAUUUUAUAGACGACAGAGUAGCUUCGAAGAAACUCCCAGUGUGGCGGCGCCCGAUGCUUAUGAUCAAUUCACCCGUUCAUCACACAAAGCCAGGCCGCCGGUGACGACAUUACCACCAUUUCUGAGUUCACGGACAAUUAAUGUCGGCUUCCGUCCAUCAUGAUCGUCCCGGUCGAGCGGCGAAAUACCGCAUCACGUUGAUAUAGCAGUGUUUUAAGCACAUGAAAUCCCACAGUCUACCGGACUAAUUCAAACUCUUUAUCAACGAUCUAGGCAUUUACCUGUAGACAAGACCACGAUGGCACCGCUGACGAUCCUUGUCGCUUCGUACACUGACUCGAUCUACACACUAUCCUUUGAUCCAACACCAUUGACAGGAUCUCCGACACUUAAACUCCUCGCUCGAACACCCGUUGGGCACCAUCCGUCGUGGAUCGCAUCUCAUCCGUCCGAUAAAUCCCUCAUAUAUACAGGGCUCGAACAGGCAGAUGGAGAGGUCGUCGCGAUCAAGUACGGAAGGGGUGGAACCGUCGAGGGAGGAGACGUGGUGGCCAGGGCCAAGAGUGGUGGUGCAGACCCUUGCACCCUUCUUGUCACGGAGGACGAGCUUAUCAUUGGAAAUUACUCCUCUGGCACAAUCGCGACCCUUCCGGUAUCAACAUCUGUCCCUUACAUACUUUCACCAAACCCAUGGACGCUUUCGAUGCCCUUUGAGCAUGUAGGUCGAAACAAAGCUCGUCAAUCUUCAUCCCACCCCCACCAAAUCAUCUUCAAUCCACUGGACCAAACGGAGAAAGAGCUCCUGGUCCCGGAUUUGGGUGCAGAUAAGGUCUGGAGACUCACCAAACAAAGCGAUGGCAAGUGGACAAUUUCCGGUCAUAUCGACUUUGAAGCAGGGGGUGGCCCACGACAUGUCGCAGCUCGAGGAACUACCCUUUACACGCUGCUGGAGCUCACCUCAAAGCUUGCUGUACACACAUUCACUCCGCUUCCGGCGCUCCCAAUUCCUCUUACAUCUCUGUUCACGCUUUCUGCGUCACCGAUACCGGACACCAUGAUCGCAGCGGAAAUUCUGCUACCCGAACCCAACGCAUCUUUCCCUGAAACAUUCAUCUACACGUCGAACAGAAAUGACCCUCAUCCAGAGGGUGACACUAUUGCAAUAUUCUCUCUCGCCUCUGGAGAGGGUCAGCCAGAGCUUGUGAAUGAAGUGCGUACGGGGCUAAACCAUGUCCGGGGGAUGGCGUUUGGAGGCGACGAAGACAAGUAUCUAGUUGUGGGUGGUGUAGAAGGUGGUGGAGUGAAGGUAUUUGAGAGGAUUGAUGGUGGUAAGGGACUCGAAGAAAUUGCGAAGCUCGGUGCAGACGUUGUAGGAUGUCCCACUGGCUUCUUGUGGUAUUGAGAAAUAUCGUGAAGUCACCGGAAGACAUAAGUUUGCUCGCCAGCUGGGGUGUGAGGUGAUAUUUAUGGUGUCUGCCACAUCAGGUCCCGGGUGUCAAUGCUUGUUAUGUAGCGUCCGAUAGAACGGGCUUUUAGUAUAUUGCUCGUGAAGGAAAACCGAUAUGAUAGUGAUUUAUAACAGUUAUGACUCAUGAUUACAACAGAAAUAGAUGAUUGGAACACUGCUGCAG
Suillus subalutaceus is the source of this 1680-nucleotide messenger RNA. RefSeq names its product Lactonase, 7-bladed beta-propeller-domain-containing protein. Lineage: Eukaryota; Fungi; Basidiomycota; Agaricomycetes; Boletales; Suillaceae. Gene Ontology annotation, molecular function: protein binding; 6-phosphogluconolactonase activity. The record is from RefSeq and is a predicted model, not a curated record. Bases 348 to 1451 code for a protein of 367 amino acids. The transcript has 3 exons.